GAUCCGGGGAAAUCGCGGACUACUGACACUUGAGUGGCCCUCUCCUCCCCCCCCCCCUUUUUUGGUUCGGAACUCAGUGUAGAUUUUCAUUCAGUUUUACUGCACCGAUUGAUGCAGUAGAAUUGUCCAUCUUUAAUCUUAUUCCCUUCACAACUUUGUGGUAAUUGUAUUAAGGAUAGUUGUUAUCUAAACUUUCGUUAAAAAUAUGCCAUUACUUUACUAGAACAGCGGUAACGAGGGCGGUAUCAAAAGACGCCUGAUGAGACUUCGGAGCUCAAUUGGGACUGGUUCGGUACAGAAAGGGCAAGAAGCAUUUGAUUCUGUGAAUCUGGCAGACGAGUCCCUAUGGGACGAAGCCAUCUGUACCUUGGCAGGUUGUCAGCAUCCACAAUGCUGGGCAUCACUUCGACGGAUUGAGAGGGGCCAUCCUAGGAUCCUGGACACAUCCCCUAAAUCUCCCCAAGAGCCUGAAGAUAAACUCCCAACACUCACCGUUGUAAAUAUCAUGGAUACUUGCUUGUGGACUCAGAAGAGGGUGGUUCCGAGACAACCAUCAGAAUUUACCUUCCUCAAGGAUCGUUCUCCAUUGUCGAAACCAACCUCCAAACGUCAGAGCAGGUCUCCGAAGGCUUUACGUGAUAAAGAUGUGACUAGCCGUUCCCCUAGACCUCCCAAACUCUCAGUGUUGAAUUUGAAUGAAGCAGAACUUCCUUUCCCAGAAGGUGACAGAAACAUGGUUAUGACCUGGGUUCCAGAAGGAGCGGAGAAGAAAAUAAGACCAGUUCAAAAGACUGCUGUUUCCACCUGGCCUGAGAAGAGGAGAAAGAAACAGAGAGAGAAAAGCAAGCCAUCUCUGUACCCUGGAAGGCGGUACUUGAAGAGUCCAGCAGUGAUUGUCCCUCCCCCAUCUCCAGUACACUUCUUGGAUCAAUUAAGUUCUGAAAACAUACCACUCUGGGCCCAAGUUGACAUGCUUCCCCAGGAUCUCCUGAAGGAGUGCAUCUUGGAACAUGAGAAAGCCAUGUCUUACCCUGAGGUGAAGAUAGAGUUGUCCAAGAUGAGAAAGAGUCUUCCCCUGGAAAAGAGCCGGACCGAUAGUGCUAUCUCAUCUAAGAUGUAUCUGACUAUCCAACGCCUCACCCUGCAAAAACCAUCACUGCGGUAUCCUGCUCGUCUGAGGAAGCUGCGCUCCAGGAAGCGAGGCGAGGGAUCUUCAGAAUCCUUGAUGCAGCAGGGGAAGUCGAAAACCUCUAAGAAACAGAAAGCCGGGAGAAGUGUCCUGGACCAGUACGGUAUGGGGGAAGAAACCAUGUCAAGAUCUUUCUUCCAUGACCAAGAAGGAUUUAGCAUGUCAGGACAGGAAAAUGAACAAAAGCUGUUGGAAGAGGAGGAAACAUCCUCAGAGAGACAUGUCCCCUUAGAUGAGGUGUAUGAGUUUGGCAGCUACUACACAGACUACUACACCAGUGCGGAGGAGGGUGAUGGCAUAUAUGACACAAUUUACCAGGAUCUUGAUGAGGAGGAAGAGACUGUGGUGGGCGUUGAGGGUUCCAGCAAAGACAGCAGCCCCAAGAACCUUUCUAGAAUUAUGGACGGCAUCGGCUGGAACCCUGAGCUCAAAUUGCUGAGGAUUCUGCAGGCCACUGAGGAGGAGGAGGAGGAGGAAAGCCAUCAUUCCAAGGCACAGGGUGAAGCACCUCUGGAAGCUUAGCUCAAGUCAUCACUCGGGGCAGCCUUGGCCAGAAGAGUUCUUGGUAUUCUGAGGACAACAACCUUGGACACAGGGAAGAAAAGAGAGAAUGUUGUUCUCUGGAUCCUCUGUCAGGACCAGGCCCUAGACACCCCGUACUCUUCAUUUACUUUUUACCUCCAAAAUGAGUGAGAAAAAGCCCUAAUCCCACGGAAUAUAGGCAGCUUUCCCACAAUUAAACACAACCCCUUCUAGCAAAGACUCUUUCUCUGUUUCCAGGAAGAGAGAAGGUAGCACUUGCUCAUGUCUGGUUUUUUUUUUUUUUGGGGGGGGGUCCCCUUUAUCUCUUUUCAGAAGUGUUUGCAGUGCUGGGAAGCUGGGUUCAUGGGAACCUUCACAAUAUCCCUAACUGCUCCUCAGUCCCUGGAGAUGGUUCUCUUUGGCAAUGGGGCCUGCACUAUUAUUGAGUGAUAAUCACUGUGUAGUAUUCCCACCUAAAAGUACAUUAUUUAAAGAAAAGUUUAUCUUAUCCACAAAUAAUUCAAUAUGUAUCUCUAAAGAAAAGCACUAAAAAUCUAAAAAUUAUUUCAUUCUACAGAAUUAAUACUGAUUGCUUGAUUUCAAAUAUGCAAGCAUAUUUAAAUUUCCAUGUGUCACUAAGGUUUUUUGUUUGUUUAUAGUUGAUAUAGUCACAUUAGAAUUCAGACAAGGUCCAUUAACAUGCACUUGUUCCAUAUGCUCUGUUCUCUUUUAAUCUGUACAUUCUCCUCCUUCUUUCUUCUUCUUUUCCUGGAAUUCAUACCAACUCUGAAGAGCUUAGCUUUCCAGUUCUUAAGAAAUCUAGUCUGAAGGGGAAUGUCAAUGUUCACAAAGACCCAGAAUUCCAGAGUCUCAGGAGCCUCCUAACUUUGUUUUAGAUGGAUUUUUCCCCCAACUAUUUUUAGUCCUUUAAACAACUUUUAACAGGGUGGUAUUGCCCAUUAAAGGCCCAUGCCUUUAAUCCUAGCAUUCAGGAGGCAGA
Molecule: messenger RNA, 2711 nt
Organism: Arvicanthis niloticus (Nile rat)
Lineage: Eukaryota; Metazoa; Chordata; Mammalia; Rodentia; Muridae
Gene: C5H9orf43
Product: chromosome 5 C9orf43 homolog
Source: RefSeq, a predicted model, not a curated record